Messenger RNA from Armigeres subalbatus, 975 nucleotides. It is a transcript of the gene Spase22-23, whose product is annotated as signal peptidase complex subunit 3. Gene Ontology annotation, biological process: protein targeting to ER. The record is from RefSeq and is a predicted model, not a curated record. The transcript is spliced from 3 exons. Gene Ontology annotation, cellular component: membrane; signal peptidase complex. Lineage: Eukaryota; Metazoa; Arthropoda; Insecta; Diptera; Culicidae. The coding region runs from base 225 to 764 and encodes 179 amino acids.
CGCGAUUCGAUUGAUUAGCGCUGCCCGAACCAAGCGGCACUUUCAUCGGAGUUGUUGAGUUGAAAAACGGAAAAAAGUGUUAAAAUCUCGGAAAUAGAUAAAUCCUGUUUAGUUUAACGAGUCUCAUUUUGUAAGAAAAGUAAGUGUUAAGAAUUUUGCUCUUAUCACAAGUAUUACAUUGAAGUGAAAUUUGUGAAAACUAGAUCCCCUGCAUCAGAAACAAAAUGCACACGGUUUUAACCCGAGGGAACGCAAUCUUGGCGUACUCGCUAAGCGUUUUGGCCUUCUUGACGUUCUGCUGUUUCGCAUCUACGUUUUUCUAUGACUACAGGACCAAUGCCAAGAUCAACACCGUCAAAGUUCUUGUCAAAAACGUUCCGGACUUUAGCGCUUCCCGGGAGAAGAACGAUCUGGGUUUCCUGACGUUCGAUCUCAGCACCGACCUCAAUGGUCUGUUCAACUGGAACGUGAAGCAGCUUUUCCUGUACCUGACGGCCGAGUACCAGACCGAGCAGAAUGAACUGAACCAGGUGGUCCUGUGGGACAAAAUCAUCCUACGGGGGGAGAAUGCCAACCUAGACUUCAAGAACAUGAACACCAAAUACUACUUCUGGGACGAUGGUAACGGCUUAAAGGGACACCAGAACGUGACGUUGACCUUGUCGUGGAACAUCGUUCCCAAUGCUGGUUUGCUGCCGAGUGUGUUCGCCCACGGGCAUUAUUCGUUUAAAUUCCCCGAAUCUUACAUGCCUUCGCCGGUCUAAUCGGCUAUUAGGAGAAGACUUUUCUUUUAGUUAGUGUCCCUAUCAAUCGCGAAGCAGUUGCAAUUGCAAAAAAAGUGAGAAGCUGUGGAACUCAGUCUGAAUGUUUCGGAGUACGGAUCCGGUCGUAAAGUUAAAAGUCAUAAAUCAAGUAAGUAUUUGGAUGUAGGUGAGGUUCAAAUAAGUGAAAAAAAAAGUUAAAUUGUCAGACAAA